UGGAGCGGGAUGGAGGACGGGGCCUGGGCGGGCGGAAGUGACCUGGGCCGCUCCGUGGCAGGGAACGGGCCCGCCGAGGUCCCUCCUCCUGCGGCGCCGGGCAGCGGCCUGUCAGGUUCAAGUCUCUCCGGCUGCAGGAACCGGGCGGGAGCUGGUCCAGUCGGGGCCCCGCCUGCAGCAGAGCCCGAGUGGGUCUGAUCUUGUCCGAAGCUGCCUUGCUGAAGGACGGGGCAGGGGCCGGGCUGGUUGAAGCUCUCCUACCGCAAAGGAGGCCCUGGGUGGAGGCUGCAGCGGCCUGUCAGCACCUAGCUGGUGUGCAUUGAGGCCGCCCACCCCCAGGAGGCGCUCUCUGCCGGAGGUGGUAGCCAAGAGCCUCCUGGCAGCGGCCCCAGAGGCCACCCUAGCCCCAGAACAUGGACACGUUUUCUUCCACUGUUAUUCUUGGAGGAGUUAAAUGCUUGUUUUGCCUGAAGAGCAUUAAGUUUGUGUGAGGAAGAGAGAUGGGGACCCGCCAUACAGAUUGUGCCCAGAAGGAGAGCGUCCUUGCAGAAUUAAGGGAGCUCUCAGCCCCCAUCUGUGUGUGGAAGCAGUCGGGUUCGCAGAAGAGAUUGUCUUGGAAACGAGAGCUGGCGGGAAGCUGCCCCCGGGGGUUUUGUGGUUCCAGUAACUGCAAGUGUUGAGGCUCUGGCCGGCUGCGGGUCCUGUGUUCCUGCUGGUGGUGGCCUGGAGCAGGCCCCCCUGACACACUCUCUCUGGGGCUCAAGACCUAAGAGAAACCCCGGCACCCGGAGAACCACAAAGAGGAGAUGACACUGGUGGAAGAACUUACCCAAGCAUUUGAAGGCAAAGCCUUGCCUUCUGAGGAUGUCUGCCCUCUUCACGACAGCUUCUUCAGGUAUGAGAAGGAAAUGGAAGUGCGUUCUGAGCCGAUCCCAUCCCAGCCCCCUGUGAGCUUCAAGGAUGUGGCUGUGACCUUCACACAGGAGGAGUGGGGACAGCUGGACCCAGCCCAGAGGAUGCUGUACCUCGACGUGACUCUGGAGACCUGCAGCCACCUGGUCUCCCUGGGGCUUCUGCUUCCCAAACUGGAUGUGAUCUCCUGGCUGGAGCAAGGGGAAGACCCUUGGAGGGUGAAGCAGGGACCUCUCCGAGUUUUGCCUUUUCCAGAUUGUCCUAUGGUUGGAAUCAUGCAUUGUGUGGACUUUUCUGACUGGCUGCUUUCAUCUAGCAACUGGAAGACUACUCUUGAAAAGAAAGAGCCAGCUUCCAAAGAGGAUAUUGCUGUGGAAGAACCAUCCCAACGUGUGGAAGUGAAAGGCUGCAUCCGGGAAGAGGGCCUGUGGUCGGUGUCAUUAGAAGUGCAGGGUUGGAGGGACCAGCUAGGGGAGCACAAGGAGGCUUCUUUGAGUCAAACAGAACUCACCUCAGAGAGACUGUUUACUCAAGAGGAACAUUGUGAGCAUGACCUUCGGGGAAGUCGUCUGAGCUUAAGCCUUGUGCCUCCAACAUUACCCACAAGAACACAUUUCCAUAAGUUAGACUCACAGGUUAAAAAGUUGAAACAGAAUUCUGUUUUCGUUAAUCAUCAAAAAGACUGGGCUGAUCUGAAACCCUGUGAAAAUCAUCAAAGUUCUAGAGCCUUCUGUCAGAGCAUUUACUUGAAUAAACUUGCAAAUGAUGAAAUGGGAAAUAAAAAACCUUAUGAAUGUACUGUCAGUAGUGGCUCUUUCAACUAUGGUACCUCCCUUCAUUUUCGUAAUAUAAUUUUUUCAGCAGAGAACAGCGAUGACUGUAAGGACUAUGGAGAUAUCGUUAAUCAUAGCAUGUCUCUGAGUGAACACAAGCCAGUGCAUUUUGGGGAAAGUCAGUGUGAGUGUGAUGAAUGCCUUGUACAAACUGAAAUAAGUGAUCCUGGAGAGGCACCAUUCAGAUGUGAGGAGAACUGUAAUGCCUUCCGUGUGGCCUCAUCUUUUACUGACUGUGACGUUCAGACCAGAAAGAAGCCAUAUGCGUGUAAUCAGUGUGGAAAAUCUUUCAGCUGUUGCUCUAAGCUUGUUGUACACCAGAGGACACACACUGGAGAAAAGCCCUAUGAAUGUACCUGGUGUGGGAAGUCUUUCAGCCAGAGCUAUGACCUUGUUGUACAUCAGAGAACUCACUCUGGUGAGAAGCCCUACGAAUGUAACCAGUGUGGGAAAUCCUUCACCCAGAGUUCCAAACUUAUUAGGCAUCAGCGAACUCACACUGGAGAAAAACCAUAUAAAUGUCACGAAUGUGGGAAAUCUUUCAGGUGGAACUCGAACCUUAUUGUACAUCAAAGAAUUCAUACUGGAGAGAAGCCUUAUGAGUGUGCUCAUUGUGGAAAGUCCUUUAGCCAAAGCUCUGACUUUGUCGCACAUAAAAGGACACACACUGGGGAGAAGCCCUAUGAAUGUAACCAGUGUGGAAAGUCCUUCAUCCGAAGCACUCAACUUAUUAGGCAUCUGCGAAUUCACACUGGAGAGAAGCCGUAUAGAUGCAAUCAGUGUGAUAAAGCCUUCACUGGGAGCUCUCACCUCACUGAACAUCAGAGAACUCAUACUGGAGAGAAGCCUUUUGAAUGUAAUCAGUGUGGGAAAGCCUUUACUGGGAGCUCUCACCUUCUUUCACAUCAGAGAAUUCAUUCUGGAGAGAAACCAUAUGAAUGUAGUGACUGUGGGAAAGCUUUUCGGCAGCGAUCACAGCUUGUUGUGCAUCAGCGAACCCAUACUGGAGAGAAACCUUAUGAAUGCGGUUAUUGUGGAAAAGCUUUCAGCCAGAGGUCUCCCCUCAUUGUGCAUCAGAGAACACACAUUGGAGAGAAGCCCUAUCAGUGUAACAUGUGUGUUAAAGCUUUCAGUCAGAGGUCACGCCUUACUGAGCAUCAGAGAACACAUACUGGAGAAAAGCCUUAUGAAUGUAUCGACUGUGGGAAAGCCUUCAAUGAUCGGUCAACCCUUACAAAACAUGAGAGAACACACACUGGUGAGAAACCCUAUGAGUGUAACCAUUGUGAAAAGGCCUUUAGCCAGCGGUGUCAACUUACUAGGCAUCAGAGAAUUCAUACUGGAGAGAAACCCUAUGAAUGUGAUGAGUGUGGGAAAUCUUUCAGUUAUAAUACAUCCCUUGUUCAACAUGAGAAAACUCAUGAGAGAGAAACCCUAUGAAUAAUCAAGAUGGAAAAGCUUACUGCCAGGCCUACUUUACUAGACAUCAGAUGACCGAGGUAUGAAUCUCAGAAUGUGAUUCAGUGACCCCAUGCAUCAGAAUUGCUUGGCGUAAGUGUUGAAACCACACGUUACCAAGCUUACCCUGAUCUACAAAAUCAGAAUCUCUGGCAGUAAAACCCAGGAGCCUGCAGUUUCCAAAAGCAGCGCAAGUGAUUUGUAUGUACACUAAAAUGUGUUUACUACUUCCUUUAUCUGAGAAGCUAUGAUCAUGACCACUGAUGAAAAACUUUCAGUCAGAGCUCUUAACAGGAGUUGGGUACAGUACCAUUCUGAAUUUCCUACCAGAUAAUCUUUUUAAUACAGCCACCCACCCAAACUUAAUCAGAUGUUGUCCCUGUAACACAGUCCUGGAAAUGAUGGGGGACUUGAAGAUAUUCUUGAUACAGAGCCCCAGACACUUCAUCUAGGAAGAAAUCGUUGUAUAAGGAAGUUGGUGUUGAGUGAUGAAAUAUGAAACCAGCCAUUUUCAAUGUAAACCAGCAAUUAACAACACGAAUUAAAGGAAGACUGAGGAUGGGAAGUCUUCUGAAAUGGGUUUUGUUCGAAUUAAAAGUAGGUUCUGAAUAUUUCAGGGACUCUGUUGUGCUCUAACUCAACUUUGUUGCUGAGUUAGGUUGACUAUAAUCAGAACUGGGUGCGUAGCAAUAUGGAAAAUAUCAGGUGAGUGAAAACAGGGCCCAAAAUAGUAUGUACACAAAACAUUACAACCACAUAAAAACAUGUAACACAGAGGGUGGGUUAAGAACGUCAGCUCAGCUGCAUGUUCAAAAAAAGGCUGAAGUGUAAAUCAACAAUGGUGAAGAACAUGGGAGAGGCCAUUACUGCAAGCUUGAGCAAGGUGAAAGCAGGUGGGAGAUGUCGCCUUCUGGUGCAGAGUGGGAAAGGCUGAAGCCAGGAGCGUGAAGAGGGCUGCAGCAGUGGUGGUCACGGACCUCUCAGAGAUGCAGACUGAUGGGUGGGCCAGGGAAGCAGGGUUAAUUGGAGGUCUGUCCAUGAACUCCAAAUUUUCUCCCCCCAUCUCCCCUUUUUUCCUUGUCUUGCAUUAAGUAUCUGGCUGUGGGUAAGCAAAAAAUAAAGCAGGGAAUGAGUUAUGUGCUAAAAAAUUAGUCUGGGGGACUAGGGAAUCUGGUGUAUUCUCUUGAACAAGGGCUGCCUUGUUUUGGAGUUUCAAGGACCUGCAUCCUAACAGCUAGUUCUUGCCCUUUCCUCCCUAAAGCAAGGUGUGCUAUUAAGCCAGCCCGACUCAUCUGUGGAGCUUUCCAUCUGCUUUCCAAUAGCCACUUCAGUAUGGAUGGGAGCCAAGGAGUAACAGGCUUGAAGAGAGCCUUCAACAUGGAAGAAAAAAUGUCUAAGAUAAAACAGAAAAACCAACCCCAAAGAGUACAGCUCUUCAGGGGAACCAAAUAUUUAAAAUGUUUUAUUCUAAGAGCAAGUCAAGAAAUACUUGCAAACAGAAGAUAAAUACAAGAUGCUGUUUAAAAAAGAGAAUUAUGAUAACAAGAAUAGACUAUGAAAUUAAAAGUAAGGUGGUUGGGCCAAAAAAAAAAAAGAAAAAGAGAAACUUCCCAGAGCUGAAGGAAGAUCUUCAGAUCAUGCCAACCACUAUCCAGGAUUGAUAAGAUCCAUGCAGCCUGAGAAAUUGAGAACACUACAAUUAAAAAGACAUCACAGAAACUUCUGGAGAGAAUAAUUUUGAAACCAAGAAAGGAAUAUGGUUUUGUAAAGAAUGUUUCUUCAAAUUAAAAAAAAAAGGUAAUCAGAGACUUCAAGGUAAACAAAGUGUUCAAGAAAAUGUACAAAUUGUACAAGACAAUUGUCCAAAUGUGAAGCAAACUAGAAAGGAAUAUUCAUUUGACCCUGAUCCUAAUAAUUCUUUCUGGAAGAGGCAGAGGACUCAUGAAAUUGGAAUAAAAGAGAAGGAAAUAGAAUCAUUGUUUUGAUUGGCCCGUCACUGAACAGUGUUUGCGUAGAUAGGAUAUAAACAGUAGGUACUGGUUUUUUUAAUUUGAGAAAGAAACCCAGAGCUGUGACAGGAUUUCAUGAUGGCAACAGAGUAGAGCACCAUUGUCAUCAGUCCUGUCACAAGCAGUCACAGCACAGCCUGCAGCUGUUAUAAAGUAGAAGGAAAAGAGAAGUGUGUGUGUGUGGGGGGGGGGGUUCCCUGUAGCCUCCUCUGAGGAAGUAGGCUUUUAAAUAUAAUAGGUUAGAGUACUUAGGAGAUCAAAAUUAGAGCUUGAAACUAAUAUGACAAAAAUUGGAAGCAAAUAGAGGAGCAGUGAUGUCAAGUCUCUAGGCCAGGAAAGAUCAGAAUUCCAGAGGUAGCCUCAGGAAGAACUGGAAUGGAAAUGGUAAAAGUGGUUGGUGGGAUAUGUGACCGUUGGGUGGGGUGGGGCGGGAGACACUGCUUUCCAUUUUAAACCUUCUGUAGUAUUUCAUUCCCUGGUGGUACACUUUUUAUUUGGGUAACAUUAUUUCAAGUGUGUACCUAUAGGCAAGCAAAACAACAUGAGGACAUCUGUGAUUGUUUUGUGGGAUUAUGUACAAUUUUCCUUCUUUUGAUUCAGUGUCACUGUGAGAGUAAACUGACAAUUAAAAUAGCAAGAACAAAAAAAAAGAUGUCAGACUCUUCCAUUUGGCCAAUUAGAGUUGAUUCCAGUAGGGCAGGAAGCCUUCUGGGCCUCUUAUAAGUCCCUGGAAUUAAAGGAGGUGGUUUAGUCUUUUAAGACUUGAUUUUCCAGAAGCCUUAUCACGAGGAAGUCAAUGGGCCCCAAGAGUAGGGACCUGAAAGGUGCUGGCAUCUUGGUACAACUGGGUA
Diceros bicornis minor is the source of this 6063-nucleotide messenger RNA. RefSeq names its product zinc finger protein 544 (gene ZNF544). Gene Ontology annotation, biological process: regulation of DNA-templated transcription. The coding region runs from base 807 to 3185 and encodes 792 amino acids. Lineage: Eukaryota; Metazoa; Chordata; Mammalia; Perissodactyla; Rhinocerotidae. The transcript is spliced from 8 exons. The record is from RefSeq and is a predicted model, not a curated record.